Molecule: messenger RNA, 1155 nt
Organism: Vicia villosa (hairy vetch)
Lineage: Eukaryota; Viridiplantae; Streptophyta; Magnoliopsida; Fabales; Fabaceae
Exons: 4
Coding region: 1-1155 (384 amino acids)
Molecular function (GO): nucleic acid binding; zinc ion binding
Source: RefSeq, a predicted model, not a curated record
AUGGAUUUUUUUUCGGCGCAGAGGGUGUGUUAUGGUACUCAUAUGCUAGUUGGUGAAGUUGAUGACUGGUGUAGUGAGCAAGGUCACCGUUCCAAUGAGUGUGAGAACAAGGUGCUUAGAUGUCACAGAUGUGGUAAGAUCGGUCGUCGAGUUACUGAUUACAAAGAUAAUGGUCCGACUUGUUUUAAUUGUGGUGAGCAGGGUCAUAUCAGCACCCAGUGCCAUAAGUCAAAGAAGGAUGUUGAUGCUACCAAGAUUAAUGGUAGGGUGUUUGCUUUGAGUCGAGCGGAGGAUACAAAGAAGGACAACUUGAUUCGAGGUACUUGUUUUAUUAACAAUAUCAAAUUGGUUGCUAUUAUUGAAGCUGGUGCUACUCAUUCGUUUAUUUCUCUUGAUUGUGCUACUAUGUUGGGAUUUCAAUUGUCUUCUAUGGAUGGUAGUAUGGUAAUAGAUACUCCUGCUAGUGGUUUUGUUACUGCUACUUUUGUUUAUAAGGAAUGUCCUUUGACUAUCUUUGGUAGGAUUCUUGUGAUGGAUUUGGUGUGUUUACCCUUGCACCAAAUCGACGCGAUUCUUGGUAUGAACUGGUUGGAGUUCAACUAUGUUCAUAUUAAUUGUUUUAAUAAGACGUUGAGGUUCCCCAAGUUUGGUGAUAAUGGAGAACUGAUGUUGUUGACUUCUAAGCAAGUGAAUGAAUGCCUUAUAGAUGAAGUCGUGAUGUUUGCAAUGUUUGCAUUGUUGCAAAGUGACCGUGAAGCUACAAGUGUUGAACUUUCGGUUGUUUGGGAAUUUCCAGGGCUGUUUCUAGACGAUAUAAGUGAUUUGCCACCGGAACGUGAAGUAGAGUUUUCUGUAGAAUUGGUACCAGGUGCGAGUCAAGUAUCGAUGGAUCCUUAUAGAAUGUCGGCUUCUAAUAUGAAUGAACUGAAGAAGCAAUUGGAAGAUAUACUCGAGAAGAAUUUUGUUCGGCUGAGUGUCUCUCUGCGGGGUGCGCUCGUGUUGCUAGUUAAGAAGAAAGAUGGAAGUAUGAGGUUGUGCGUAGAUUACAGGCAGUUUAAUAGAGUGACUAUCAAGAAUAAGUCGGGUUAUCAUCAGAUCCUGGUUGAGGAAGGAACAGAAAGAUCCCAAGCUCUAAUAGGUAUGACCGCCAAUUAG